Messenger RNA from Xiphophorus maculatus (southern platyfish), 3536 nucleotides. RefSeq names its product serine/threonine-protein kinase MARK1 (gene mark1). NCBI's taxonomy places the organism in Eukaryota, Metazoa, Chordata, Actinopteri, Cyprinodontiformes, Poeciliidae. The record is from RefSeq and is a predicted model, not a curated record. The coding region runs from base 343 to 2700 and encodes 785 amino acids. The transcript is spliced from 19 exons. Gene Ontology annotation, cellular component: cytoplasm. Gene Ontology annotation, biological process: protein phosphorylation; microtubule cytoskeleton organization; intracellular signal transduction. Gene Ontology annotation, molecular function: ATP binding; protein serine/threonine kinase activity; tau-protein kinase activity.
AGAGAGGGAUCCUCCAUCCUUCCUGGUGGGAGGUUUGAGAUGAGCUGCGCAGAGCCGUCCAAACCGACGCAUCUUCCUGGCCUGUCCCCCCUCCUCCUCCUCCCUUUCUGUCGGUCUCUCUCUUUUUCCUCCUUUCCUGUCUGACACUAGUCCACCUGAAGGGGAAGUGCACAAAGCCGAUAAGGAAAUCCGACGCGUCCACCGAGGUCCGUCCGUCCGCGGCAUGUUGCGGUAAAAGGCCCGCUAAAAGGGGAUGUAGAGAAGGGGUCCGAGGCACCGCGCCGUGUCUGCUCUGCUCUGCCCAGCCCGCUGCAUCGCUGAGCGGCCUGCGAGCCUCACAAGAUGUCGACCAGAACGCCAUUGCCCACUGUGAACGAGCGUGACACCGAGAAUCACUCAUCGGUGGACGGCUUUGUUGAGCCUCCAGCUCCCCCAACAAAGUCUGCGAGUCGUCACAGCCUGCCACGAUGUCGCAACUCUUUCACCUCCACAGAUGAGCAGCCUCAUAUCGGCAACUACCGCCUCCUUAAGACCAUAGGAAAGGGGAACUUUGCCAAAGUGAAGCUAGCAAGGCACAUUCUGACUGGGAGAGAGGUAGCGGUGAAAAUUAUAGACAAAACCCAGCUGAAUCCGACCAGUCUACAGAAGCUUUUCAGGGAAGUCAGAAUAAUGAAGCUACUGAAUCAUCCUAAUAUAGUAAAAUUGUUUGAGGUGAUUGAAACAGAAAAGACACUUUAUUUGGUGAUGGAGUAUGCCAGUGGAGGAGAGGUAUUUGACUACCUGGUGGCUCAUGGCAGGAUGAAGGAGAAGGAGGCCAGGGCCAAGUUUAGGCAGAUUGUGUCUGCAGUGCAGUAUUGCCAUCAGAGAAGAAUAGUACACAGGGAUCUAAAGGCUGAGAAUUUAUUGCUGGAUGCUGAUAUGAACAUCAAGAUAGCAGACUUUGGCUUCAGCAACGAGUUCACUGUGGGCAGCAAACUGGACACUUUCUGUGGCUCUCCACCGUAUGCAGCUCCUGAACUCUUUCAGGGAAAAAAAUAUGAUGGUCCUGAGGUGGACGUCUGGAGUCUUGGUGUUAUCCUCUACACACUGGUCAGCGGAUCACUGCCUUUUGACGGACAGAACCUAAAGGAACUUCGGGAGCGGGUUCUACGAGGAAAGUACCGCAUUCCUUUUUACAUGUCCACAGACUGUGAAAACCUGCUGAAGAAACUCCUUGUGCUCAACCCCGUCAAACGAGGCAGUUUAGAGCAAAUCAUGAAAGACCACUGGAUGAAUGUGGGUCACGAUGAUGAGGAGCUCAAACCUUACAUCGAGCCAGAGUCUGAUUUCAACGAUUCGUCCAGAAUAGAGCUCAUGGUGACCAUGGGUUUCCCUAAAGAAGAGAUCACAGACUCACUACAAAACCAGAAGUACGACGACGUCAUGGCUACAUACCUGCUGCUAGGCCGAAAAGCUCCAGAGUUUGAGGGCAACGAGCCGCUGACCAACAGUAUCCUGGGCCAGCGUCAGCGGCCGACCAGCGACAUUAACAACAGCGCCAGCAUUUCCCCUGCCCAUCCCAAGGUCACGCGCAGCAUAUCGGCCAAUCAGAAGCAGCGCCGCUACAGUGAUCAUGUGGGUCCGUCGGUACCACCAGCAGUGUCAUACUCUAAGCGUAAUCAGGCCCUGAGCGUAGAAAGUGACCACAGAGAAGAGUGGGAUGGAGCUCGCCGGCUCGAGCUCAGCACUUCAAAAGGAGACGUUCCUGCUUCGCCGUUGGGGGUGCAGGAGAGGAAGAAAACUUCGAGUGCUGUGGGGACCAAUGGUUCAAUGACCCGCAGGAACACAUAUGUGUGUGAACGAACCUCCACUGAUCGCUAUUCAGCUAUUCCCAAUGGCAAAGACAGCAGUUUAACAGAAGUGUCAGGCAGCACGCCCUCCACUGCACUGAGCUCUACACGACCCCGUCACACUAAGUCCAUGUCAGCGUCGGGCCAUCCUUCAAAAAGCACGCUGCCCCCCAUCGACGACAACACGGAGCUGAAAGCUAGCUCCUCUCCACGGGAUCCAUCCAAUUCUCCAUCUGUGCACAGUAUUAGCACCCCCGAGAAGAACCGCUUCCCCCGCGGCACAACCAGCCGCAGCACCUUUCACGGAGCUCAACUCAGAGACCGCCGCAGUGCUACGUACAAUGGCCCCCCCGCCUCGCCCACGCUGUCCCACGACACGGGGGCUCUUGCUCAGCAGCGCAGGGGGACGUCCACGGGAAUCAUCAGCAAGAUCACCUCAAAGUUUGUCCGCAGAGCUAUGUCUUUCAGGUCGACCCGGAGGGUGCCCAGUGAGGGCGAGGCCAGUGCCAGGACUGAAACACCAAGGAGUGCAUCUGGCGACACCAAGGACGACGCCGGUCGGGACUCCAAGCCCCGCUCGCUGCGUUUCACCUGGAGCAUGAAGACCACUUCCUCCAUGGACCCCGCGGACAUGAUGCGGGAGAUCCGUAAGGUCCUGGACGCCAACAGCUGCGACUACGAGCAGCGCGAGCGCUUCCUGCUGUUCUGCGUUCACGGCGACGCGCGCCAGGACAAUCUAGUCCAGUGGGAGAUGGAGGUGUGCAAGCUGCCCCGCCUUUCGCUCAACGGCGUACGCUUCAAGAGGAUAUCGGGCACGUCCAUCGCCUUUAAGAACAUCGCCUGCAAAAUUGCCAACGAGCUCAAACUGUGACGGCAGAUGGAACACCGCCCGGGCCUUCGGGUGAGCUCUGGUUACACUCUCAUCCCAUCACUGGAUUAGUGUUGACUCAUAGGACAAAAUCAGCACUGAAGCCCCAGCACACCACCGUGCAGAAUCAAGGUGGAUCGGGCUGGCUAACGUGCAGCACUGGCCCGCGAAUGUACUGUACAGGGUAGGGUGACUCGGACAGAUAGCAAAAACCAACUAACCUAGCCUUUUUUUUCCCUCUUCUCUCCCCACCAACGCCGUCUCCCGAUCAGCCUGCUGCUCCACGUUAAAGGACGCAGUUAUAUAACACAUGCAGUAUGCAACUGAAGAUGACCAUUCGGCAAUAAGUUUUCAGUCUGUUCGAAAUACUUUGAGAUCUGCUCUCCUUGCUGAAUAACCAUUAAAAUUACUGUAAGCUAAAGCUAACCGCUUUUCCACCUAUGUUAAGGCAGUAUAUAGAUCAGGCUGGAGCUCGUACUAAAACUAUGUAAAAAAGAAAAAAAAAAGAAUUGUACUGUAUGCAUAACAUCUGCAGGUACUGUACUGUAUAUUCACUUUUAGUUCUGUACAGAAUUUUAUUGUUAAUACUGUCUUUUUUUUCCAUGGGAUUGAGUUAUUUCCUUCUCCGAAUCAUGUCUCUUAGAGCAUUCCCCUUUCUGUCUGAUAUUGAUUUUAUCCUUUUUUUUCUUGUUUUUUUUGUUUUGUAAGAACCACCAUUUGAAAAUAGUGUUUUUCAGUUUUAUUUAAAGAGGACUAAAUUAUUUUGUGGAUAAUGAAGGGACGCGAUGUUCCCUUGCCUUUUUGUGUUAUGUUUGCCUAUGGAGAAAAAAAAAAAAAAA